This is a messenger RNA of Trichoplusia ni (cabbage looper), 1842 nucleotides long. RefSeq names its product calcium/calmodulin-dependent protein kinase kinase 2. NCBI's taxonomy places the organism in Eukaryota, Metazoa, Arthropoda, Insecta, Lepidoptera, Noctuidae. Bases 1 to 1446 code for a protein of 481 amino acids. The record is from RefSeq and is a predicted model, not a curated record. Gene Ontology annotation, cellular component: cytoplasm. Gene Ontology annotation, biological process: positive regulation of protein kinase activity; protein phosphorylation; intracellular signal transduction. Gene Ontology annotation, molecular function: ATP binding; calcium/calmodulin-dependent protein kinase activity; calmodulin binding. The transcript has 10 exons.
AUGACAGGCUACAACCUGGCUCUAAGUGCUAGACUGUCGACAUACCCAGCGACAGGCGACCGCUCGACGCUGCUGCGCUCGCACGCGGCCAAGUCGGCGGAGUGCAGCGGGCAGGGCUCGCCGCGCCCGCGCCGUGCGCCUCGCGAGUCGCGACGGGUGUCACUUGCGCAGGCGCCGGGCUACGUGCAGCUCAACCAGUACCGGCUGCUCGAGCCCAUCGGACAGGGCUCUUACGGUAUUGUCAAGCUAGCCUACAACGAAGAGGACGAUACGCAUUAUGCAAUGAAGAUCCUGUCCAAACGCAAGCUGAUGCGGCGCGCGGGGCUGUUCGGUCGCGCGCCGCCGCGCCGCCCCGGCCCCGGCCCGCCGCCCGACCCGCUGCAGAGGGUCUACCGAGAGAUCGCCGUGCUCAAGAAACUAGACCAUCCCAAUGUUGUCAAACUGGUCGAAGUGCUGGAUGAUCCAGCAGAAGACCACUUGUACCUGGUGUUCCAGCUCCUGGAGGGGGGGCCUGUCAUCGACAUCCCUACUGAGAACCCCCUCUCUGAACACCUCUCCAGGAAGUACUUUAGGGACGCGCUGCUGGGAGUCGAAUAUUUACACUACCAGCGGAUAGCCCACCGUGACAUAAAGCCGGCGAACCUCCUGCUGGGCGAGGACCGCGUGCAGGUGGCAGACCUGGGCGCGUGCGGGGAGCUGGCGGCGGCGGGGCGCGUGUCGGGGACCGUGGGGACCCCCGCCUUCAGAGCCCCGGAGGCCGCCGCGCCCGCUGACAAGUAUAGUGGAGAGGCAGCAGACAUAUGGUCCCUUGGUGUGACGCUGUAUGCGAUGGUGACGGGCAAGGUCCCGUGGGCGGGCAGCUCGGCGGUGGAGCUGCAGAAGAAGGUGCUCUCGGAGCCGCUGACCUUCCCCGGCAGGGUGCAGCCCUCCAAGCAGCUGCGGCACCUGCUCGCCAGGAUGCUGGACAAAGACCCUGCCACCAGGGCCACCAUGCAGGAAGUCAAGGAUCACGAAUGGAUAACGGAUGGCGGGAAGGAUCCACUACCAUCAGAGCAGGAGAACUGCCGGCUGGUGGAGGUGACGGACGAGGACAUGGCGCAGGUCGUCACCUCCAUCCCCAACCUCUCCACACUCAUCCUCAUCAAGACCAUGCUGAAGAAGCACAGCUUCCAGAACCCGUUCCUCCGAAGUCGAGAAGGCAGCACGUCUCGCCGGGAGUCCACGUCAGCGCGCGGCGAGGCCUCGGAGAAGGCCACGGCGGCCACGAAGCGCGGCGGCCUGGCGCGCGCCGGCCGCUCGCUGUCCGCGCCAGGGAACUAUCUCACUGAGAGGCAAGCAUCAUUCGACAUUGGACUGGAAGCAGUCCAAGAGUCCCGCGACCAGAGUCAAGAUAUUCCCUCUAAGGAGAAGAGUCCGCAAGAGACUGAGGAUGUCACCAAGCGGUGAUACUCCCCCCGCGCGGCGCCCCCACCCGCCGCCGCCGACCAAUGGCUGCUCCGCAUUCAAAUCGUGUUUGAAUACAACUAGCCAAUUGGGUAACGGCUGUAAUGUUGACACUUCUAUCAAAGUGUUACCAGCAUUCAAAUUAUUACACAGUAAAAACUGUGAAAAUUUGCAUUAUAUUGAUAUUUUUUUAAAUAAUUUUAAAUUGCAUGCGAAUGGCAAGAUGCGAUUAUUAAGCUGCUAUUAAUGAGAUUCGUGACAGACGUGAAGAGAAAUAAAGAAUUUUCACUUAAAAUUACUUAUUCGAUCAUCAGCUAGUCCUAUUCACUUAAUAUUGUAAAUAUUUUAAAAUAAAAUUUGUCCUCUUUGACUUAAAAAGCACUUAAAUAUUUUUAUUAA